Puntigrus tetrazona (Sumatra barb) is the source of this 3992-nucleotide messenger RNA. It is a transcript of the gene aifm5, whose product is annotated as apoptosis inducing factor mitochondria associated 5. Gene Ontology annotation, molecular function: 2 iron, 2 sulfur cluster binding; oxidoreductase activity, acting on NAD(P)H; flavin adenine dinucleotide binding. NCBI's taxonomy places the organism in Eukaryota, Metazoa, Chordata, Actinopteri, Cypriniformes, Cyprinidae. The record is from RefSeq and is a predicted model, not a curated record. Gene Ontology annotation, cellular component: cytoplasm. The transcript has 19 exons. Bases 836 to 2467 code for a protein of 543 amino acids.
UUCUAUUUUGUUCAACUAUUACCAAUAAUUUAAAUGAGUAAUUAUAUCAACAAAUAUGCUGCAGUUCUUAGCCCAGUUUGAUAUAACCCAGUAAUAUUUAAUGCAUUUUAUGAUGUUGAUAUCAAAACAUGGAUAAUAUAGUCUUCCUCUUAGCUAAAUGACACAUUUAAUUGUGACUUCAAAACGACUCAGACAAAAAAUGAUCUAAAAAAUAGUCGGAAUAACCUAUAGAUCACGCUACCAACUACAGUUUUCGUUACGUAAUCUGUAACCAGCAAUGGACUACAAUUUGUAUGAGCAUAGGAUAGUCUAUACUAAGUUCUUUUUUGUCAGUUUAAACUCUUUAAGGUCAGUUUAGAUGAAUUGUAUCUUGAAGGGAGCGUAUGAACAGGAGUGUCAGUGUUUUAGAGAGAGGUGCAGAGUCACGCACUUUGCCCUGUGCUCACAUCUAUUGUUGCGUGCUGCUUGCUCAGCCGUUCUCUCUCUGUUGUUUUACCACAACAAAUGGCUUUCCUCUUCAACUAAAUGCUCUCUUUUCACUUUACGCAAUCUCACCGGCUUUUGGAAACUCAAUUUCAUUUUUCCCCCCCACCCCAAAACGCUAAAUUCGGCCCCACUUUUUUCGGACUUACCAAAUUCAUGAUUGAGUCUGAGCAUCCGAAUGAUGAAAUGCCUAAAGGUCAGGUCUGGGCUCCUGGGUUAGGGACUUGUGAACCGCUCAUUAUGGUCAUGACAGCCGUCCAGAGAGUUUGAGUGUAUUGACAGCGGUCCAGAAAAAGGAUAGCUUUUUAAAAACAUUUACUGGAGAAAAUCCUCCCUUACUGAUCAGUUUGUGAUGUCUGAGGUGCAAUCAGGUUUAGUGGCUGGUUUGGAGCCAGAGGAAGAGGUGACAGAUGUCGUAUGUGACGAGGCAGAACUCAAAGAUGGAGAAAUGAUGGAGGUGGAGGUUGGUGAGCACAAUGUUCUUCUGGUACGCUGUGAUGGGGUAUACAGUGCCAUCAGUAACCAGUGCACACAUUAUGGUGCUCCCCUGAGCAAAGGGGUGCUGUCAGGUCACAGGGUCCGCUGUCCCUGGCAUGGCUCCUGCUUCAAUGUGAAGACCGGUGACUUGGAGGAGUAUCCUGGAAUUGACUGUUUGCCCUGCCACAAGGUGAAAGUUGAAAACAACAAAGUUUAUGUGUCUGUAAAAAAAAGGAUCCAGGGACAGCCUAAAAGAAUCAAAUGGAUGGGAGCCAGAGAUCAAGCUGUUUUACACACUGUCAUGCUCCUUGGAGGAGGUGCAGCCUCUUUAAUGUGUGCUGAGACGCUACGGCAAGAAAACUACGGCGGAAGGAUUAUUAUGGUAUCUAGAGACCACCUCCUUCCGUACGACAAAACCAGACUCAGCAAGAUCAUGAAUGCUGAGAGCGAAAGUCUCCUGAUGAGAAGAAUGGAAUUUUUCCACAAGUAUGAUAUUGAAGUCUGGCUGAAAAAAGAGGCUUUAUCGAUAGAUACAAACAAGAAAACAGUGACAUUUGAUGAUGGCUUAAUCCAGUGCUAUGACCAAAUCCUUAUUGCAACAGGAUGCAGGGCAAAAAGCCUAGAUUGCCCUGGUGUGGACCUGGAAAAUGUGCUAAUGCUCGAAACGCCAGAGGAUGCCCAGUGCAUCCACUAUGCCUGCAUGGGCUGCAGGACAGUCGUUGUGGGCACUUCCUUUGUUGGCAUGGAAGUGGCCGCCUAUAUGAUAGAUAUGGCCAGUAGCAUCACAAUCAUUGGAAGCAGUGAACUCCCCUAUCAGAAGACUCUCGGCCCAGAGAUAGGAAAGGUCACCAUGAUGAUGCUAGAAGAGAGAGGGGUGACGUUCCACAUGAAUGAUGCCGUUGCAGAGGUCCAAGGCGAAAAUAGGAGGGUUAAGGCUGUGAAAUUGAAGAGUGGCAUCACUAUCGAAGCCGAUUUGUUAAUCGUUGGAAUUGGUGUCAACCCCAAUUCAGAAUUUUUGAAAGGAAGUCCAAUAAGGAUGGACUCUAAGAACUAUGUAGUUGUGGAUAAGUACAUGAGGACCAACAUAACAGACGUCUACUGUGCAGGAGAUCUGACCUCCUUUCCUCUCAAAAUGGCAAAAGGCCAGAUUGUGAACAUCGGCCACUGGCAGACAGCACAGGCACAUGGAAGGAUUGUGGCCUUAAACAUGUUGCGCAGGGAAGUGGAGCUAAACACAGUGCCAUUCUAUUGGACCGUCCUGCUGGGGAGAACUAUUCGAUAUGCUGGGUUCGGGGAGGGAUACACUGAGAUGGUGCUGAAAGGGAGAUUCGAGAACAUGAAGUUUUUGGCACUUUACCUCAAGGACGAUGAGGUGGUGGCUGCGGCAGGAUUGAAUGUUGAACCGGCUGUCUCUGUGGUGGCAGAAAGGUUGGCGGAAGGAAGAGUGAUUACAAAGGCAGAAGCAGAGUCAGAUGACCUUAGCUGGCUGAAGAUGCAGCCCAUGUGACCAAUAACAACAGUUUGAACUCCGAGUCAUCAGAAUUCAGCCAUUUUGUCCACAGUCCAUCCCAUCCAAAUAUGCCCUUACUCAGAAGAUGUUUUUUUGUAACAUUUAUAAAGGCCAGUGCAUUACAGUAUGUCUCUUUCAAGUGCCGUUUUAACACUGAUAUUCAGAGAGGAGGACCACUACCUACAUACUAUUAUGAAAAAAUGAGAAGCUUUUAUACUAUUCUUGCUGCAGAUCUUUGAGCUUCCAAAGAAAAUUUGACAUUUUGCCGGUAAGCUGGGUUCAGAUCCACUUUUCUGAAUAUAAACACAAUCCUAUAGUUAUUUUAAUCUGUAAUUAUUUAUUAAGAUGACAUAUUAAAUAUUUUGUAAAAACAAUCUAGGUAGCUCAUUUACUCAAUGUUUAGAAGUAGAUGUAAUAGAGUUGAUCAAUUAUUAAGUACAGUCACUCUAGCAUUCUAUGCUUGAUAAAUCUAGGUGGCGAUGUUGGUCAUCAAGCUAUGAAAUGGAGCAUGGGUAGUGGAAAAAUAGACAAUCACUGAGCGCACAUCCAAUCAUAGUGCUUAGGAGGAUUAGAUGAACACUGAGCAAAGGACGCUGAAUGUGACGAUGGUCACAAAAGAGGGAGCAUAUAUAAUAGAGUUGGACAAACAUGCUACAAAAGACCAUAUUACAAAAGAAAUGCUGAGCUGCUCUCUUAUAUCGCCUCUUAUUCUCUCUCUUCUACCACGUAACCCAGUUUUCAAUCCCAAAUCCUCAUAACUCACUUCUGUUCUUAUCAGCAAGAAUUUGUGCUAUAUAGGUCAUAUACGACAGUCCAAAUCUGGAGGUGAUAUGUGGGCCAUGAAAUAGAGCUUAGACCUAUGUAAGAAGCUAUGUAACAGAGAAUUGAAAAGAUUCCUUUAUUAAGUACACUAGAUUGUUAAAGUCUCUCUAGCAGUUUCCACAGUCACUUAAUUAGUUAGGUUGACUGACAGAUUUUAUUAAAAAACUACAACAUGUUUUAAUGCUAUUAUCAAGGGGGAGCAGUGAUCCACAAAAUGCACACUAAGUAGAAAAGGUAUACAUGCUUGACUUUUUGACCUUCUGUACAGACUAAUAUUGCUGAUAAGCAAAUUCAGUAUGAUGACUUCUAUGUCGGUCCACUUUUUUUUAAUCAGGAAGCAUGUUGCAGUAUUCAUGCAUUAUUAAUAACGUGCAAGUAGAAGAGCGCUUUAAUAUGUCCGGUUUACUCAGACACUACAAAAAGUCAGGUUGGCUACCAUAUUUUACAGUUUCACUUUAUAAUGUUAUACAUUACAGCUUUAGAUACAGUAUAGUUAGGAAUGCACACAGUCACUCACCAGACUGUUUUUACAUACAACGUGCUGCAAAGCAAGUGUAUCAUUUGCACUAGUUGGGCAGUUUUAGUCACUGUUACUCAUUCAUGGUUCAUGUCUUGUUUUUUACUCAGUUUAAAAAUUUAGCACAUGUUUGUUAUACUCUUAUCUGUAACCUUUAAGAGCAAUAAAUCGUGUUUUACUGGU